ACCUGACAUCGGCGCGUACAUCGCGUUUGGUUAUAUCAUGGUACGGCCGAUGAUGUGGUGAUGUGUGUUAGAUGAGACACCCUGAAUUGGUGGCUGCGGUGUAGUAUUCUGCAGCUUCCACGACUGCUUCCCCAUGCAGCGGAAAUACAGCUGCACGGGCAACGACGGCGGCUGCCCGGCGGAGCUGUGGCGCGAGCCCCUGCCGGCGCAGGCGCAGCGACUCAACGAGUACACCGCGUGCGUGGACGAGUGCACCGCGCGCCUGCUGACCGGGAGCAUGUGCGGGGCGACGAAGGCGACGCCGCCCGACCUGCGGGGCGUCAGCGUGGGGAUCGUGCAGAGGCUCGGCUUCGUCGGGCUCGUGGAGGAGUGGCCCUUGCCCGUCUGCCUCUUCCACCUGCGCUUCGGGGGCGCCUGCCACCCGCCUCGUUCGAUAAACCUGCGCCCCAUAUGGAGGCGCAGCACCGCGACACGUCUGGCCGGCCUCAAGGGAUCAGGAGGG
Molecule: messenger RNA, 502 nt
Organism: Prorocentrum cordatum
Lineage: Eukaryota; Dinophyceae; Prorocentrales; Prorocentraceae
Source: the annotation of a GenBank genome assembly